This is a messenger RNA of Lobosporangium transversale, 2479 nucleotides long. RefSeq lists its product as hypothetical. NCBI's taxonomy places the organism in Eukaryota, Fungi, Mortierellomycota, Mortierellomycetes, Mortierellales, Mortierellaceae. Gene Ontology annotation, biological process: rRNA processing. Gene Ontology annotation, cellular component: nucleus. Bases 88 to 2418 code for a protein of 776 amino acids. Gene Ontology annotation, molecular function: RNA binding. The transcript has 4 exons. The record is from RefSeq and is a predicted model, not a curated record.
AUGCAAAGUCAGGACCAUUAGACAAAGUCGAGGACAAGGUCAGGACCAAUUUUCAUUUCAUUUUACAUUCCUUCUGAGAAAUACACCAUGGCACCUAAACCAAGGAAAGGUGGCGAUAUUACCCCUAUCAAGGAUCCUCGUUUCGCUCAUGUUCACCGAGACCCUCGUUUCAGGAGACCUCAAAAGAGUGACUCCAAGGUCACUGUUGACUCUCGUUUCUCGUCCAUGCUCAAGAGCAAAGAGUUUUCUAGCGCACCCAAGGUCGAUAAGUACGGAAGAAAGCUUCAAAGCGCUGGUAGUGAUCAACAGAUGAAGCGAUUCUAUCAACUUCAAAAGGGCGAAGCUGGAAGCGAUGAGGAGAGUGAAGAUGAGGACGAAGACGAGGACGAAGACGAAGACGAAGACGAAGACGAAGACGAGGAGGAUGAAGAUAAAGAUAUCGAUUCUAGUGUUUCUGGGUCAGAUUCUGAGGCUGAGGAUGGGUACGAUCCUAUGCGUGGUAGAGGCGUUAUCAGUGGCUCUGAUUCUGAUACUGAUUCAGAUAUUGAUGAGGAAGCCGCCGCAGAAUUGGAUGCAGAAGCCGAGGCCAAUGUUCAGGAAGACGAGGAGGAGGAGGAAGAUGAUAUUCCAAGAGGAGAUGAAUCACGCCGCUUCGCAUGCGUUAACAUGGAUUGGGAUCACAUCAAGUCCAUAGAUUUGUUCAAGGUCUUCCAGGGAUUUAAACCUGAGAAAGGUGCAAUCCGUUCAGUCAAAAUUUAUCCAUCAGAAUUCGGCAAGGAGCGUUUGGAACGCGAGGAACGUGAAGGACCUCCACCAGAGAUUUUUAAGAAAUCAUCUCUGAAAAACAAGUCUGAUUCAAACGAUGAGGAGGAAGAUGACGAUGAUGUGGAUGAAAAAAUGUUAAUCAAAAGUCAGACGGAAGAAGGCAAUGAAGAGAUUGAUUCAGAGGCUCUUCGUAAUUACCAGCUCGAUCGUCUCAAGUAUUAUUAUGCAGUUGUUGAUUGCGACUCUGUCGAGACUGCCAAGGCCAUUUGUGAUGCAUGCGAUGGCGCUGAAUAUGAGAGUAGUGCCAACUUCUUUGAUCUUCGAUAUAUUCCUGACGGCAUGGAGUUUGAUGAUGCACCAAGGGAUGUGGCCUAUGAUGCUCCUGAGAACUACAAACCCAACGACUUUACGACACAGGUUUUCCAGCACUCUAAUGUAAAGCUAACCUGGGAUGAAGAUGAUGCGGACCGAAUCAAGGUUACACGACACAAGUUUUCAAAACAGGAUUUGGAGGAUAUGGAUUUCAAGGCAUAUCUGGCCUCGUCAGACGAUGAGUCAGAGGAUGAGGACGACAUAGAGGCCAUUAAGCGCAAGUACCGUGCACUGUUGUCUGGUGGCAAAAAGGAUUCCGAUGACAGCGAUGCUGGUGAUAGUGAUGAUGACAAAAAUCAAGAGAUGGAGAUCACAUUUGCGCCCGGUCUCAGCGAAGCUGCUGCUGAACUGUUGGAGGCUAAAAAGAAGCGUGAGCAGACUGUGCACGAAGAGACUUCAAUUGAGGCAUACAGGCGUAAAGAGAAGGAACGCAAGCAGCGCAAGAAAGAAGCUCGUGCCGCUAAGCUUAAAGGCAAUGGCAACAGUGAUGAGGAUAGCGAUGAUAGCGAAGAUCAAGGUGGGGAGGCUUUGUUCUCCGAUGAUGAAGAUGAACGUCUCAUGAACGACCCUUACUUCGCGGAAGAGUUUGCGGGCGAUGACAUGAUGGUGCCUAACAAGAGUAAGAAUAAGAAAGGUACUGAUAAUAGGAAUAACAAUAAGAAAGCCAACAAGAAGAAGCGUACCAAGGAGGAACGUCUUGAAGAUAACCGUAAGAAGGCUGAACUUGAGCUGUUGAUGGAGGACAACCGAGAGAGCAACCAGCACUUCAACAUGAAAGAGAUUGAAAAGGCGGAAAAAAAGAAGAACAAGAAAAAGAAGAAUAGGAGCGGUGAUAAGGAUAAGGGUGAGGAUCUGCAGGACGAUUUCAAGAUUGAUGUAGUCGAUCCACGCUUCAGUGCUGUUCACGAAUCCCAUCACUUUGCAUUGGAUCCUACCAAUCCUAACUUCAAGAAGACUAAAGCCAUGACUGAGCUGCUGCAGGAACGUCAGAGGAGAACUGCAGCAAUGCAUGAGGAAAAUGAAAAGAAAAUGAAAGAGAAGCAAAAUCAGGGCAACAAUAAUACCAACAACAAAAAGAACAAAGGCAGCAAUAGUAAUAAUAACAAAAACGAGCCCAAGAUCAAGGUCCAGGGUUCGUUUGAAGAUCCAUCACUUUCCUUAUUUGUUGAUACAGUCAAACGCAAGAGCGCCUUGGCGACAGAGAACUCUAAUAAUGGCAAGCGUGCACAACCAUCACAACAGUCUCGCAACGAUAAAGGGAGCAAACGUGCCAAGAAAUGAUAUAGAACUACAUCACAUCACUUGUAAUUGCAUCAUAUGUAUAAAAAAAAAAACAUAAACC